This is a messenger RNA of Budorcas taxicolor (takin), 2477 nucleotides long. It is a transcript of the gene POLR1F, whose product is annotated as RNA polymerase I subunit F. Lineage: Eukaryota; Metazoa; Chordata; Mammalia; Artiodactyla; Bovidae. Bases 8 to 1012 code for a protein of 334 amino acids. The transcript is spliced from 4 exons. Gene Ontology annotation, biological process: DNA-templated transcription; DNA-templated transcription initiation. Gene Ontology annotation, cellular component: RNA polymerase I complex. The record is from RefSeq and is a predicted model, not a curated record.
UAGCCGCAUGGCUGAGGGUUGCUCAGUGGCUCCGCGGCCGAAGGCGGCCCCGGAAGGGCCGGCCGGCGUCUUGCCUUGCCUAGAAUUGCCUACCUACGCGGCUGCUUGUGCGCUCGUGAAUAGCCGCUACUCCUGCCUGGUGGCGGGGCCGCACCGAAGACACAUCGCCUUAUCGCCGCGCUAUCUUAACAAGAAACGCACCGGUAUUCGAGAACAGCUCAAUGCAGAGCUCCUGCGCUAUUCCGAGAGCCUUUUAGGUGUACCCAUUGCUUAUGAUAACAUCAAAGUAGUGGGUGAAUUAGGAGAUAUUUAUGAUGAUCAAGGACACAUUCAUCUUAACAUUGAAGCAGAUUUUGUUAUUUUCUGCCCUGAACCAGGGCAAAAACUUAUGGGAACAGUUAAUAAAGUGUCCUCGAGCCACAUUGGCUGCUUGGUCCAUAGGUGCUUCAAUGCCUCCAUCCCUAAACCCGAGCAGAUGCCAGCUGACCAGUGGCAGACGCUGCAGAUAAACGUGGGUGAUGAACUAGAAUUUGAAGUAUUUCGUUUAGACUCAGAUGCUGCUGGAGUAUUCUGCAUUCGGGGAAAACUAAGUAUCACUAGUUUACAAACCAAGUGCUCUGCAGUUCCUGAAGAAGCACCAGAAACUGGCGUGGAUGAGCCUGUCGAAAAACCUCCAAAGAAGAAAAAGAAAAAGAAGAAAGACCUAGAGCCAUGUGAAGUGCAGGGCGGUAGCACAGAGCCAGCAGGACUUGCAGACGCUGCCAUGAAGGACGAGACAGACCUGCACGUUAGUAACAGUGUGAAUGGCCUCUGGGAGGAAGAGCCGAAGAAGAAGAAGAAGAAGAAGCAGCAGCAGCACCAGGAAGAUCAGGACCAAGAGCCUGUCUACCAAGGCAGUGACUCCAGUGGUUAUCAGAGUGACCACACGAAGAAGAGAAAGAAAAGAAAGCGCGAGGAGGCUGAGUCUACGCCACUUGUGGAACGUGCACCUAAAAAGAAAAGGGAGAAGUAAUUUUCUUUUGUGCGUUUUAAAUAUGAUUUGGUUUGUUAAAGAUUUAUACACAGUAGAUGCCGAAAGUUUAAAUUAAGAAAUGUUUUGUAUUGCAGUAUUUUGCAUAACGGGAACAUUUUGAUUAGUUGAGUUUUUGGUACUAAAAUUGAUUUGGAAAACACCAGUGUUAUUAAAGUGCCACUUGUAUGCAGAAUAGAAAGGUAAGAACUGCCUUCAUUCUCUCAUGCCUCCAGUGGAUACAUUCUAAGUAAAAUGGUUUCUACAGUCCUGAGACUAACAAAAGGACUUGUGUAAUGCAGUGAUAGCGUGUAUAUCAUAAAGAAUGAGUUUUGAGCUUGGGGGGAUGGUUGUUACAAGUUUUGAAUUUAGUCAUAAUGUUACAUGCCAUGUCUUUAGGCUUUGUUUAAAAUUUAAGUCAUUUACCAGUUUUAGGUUUUUUGUUUGUUUGCUUUAAUCGUGGCUACUGCAGUAGUUUUGUUGUUUACCUUGGGAUGGUGUGUCAGAGGUAUUUCUGCAGUUUUCAGAGCUCUUUAGAAACUGCCCUCUCUGAACCGUAGCCCUCCCUGUGGAUCAUGAGUUGGGAAACAGUGCUGACUGUUCUUUCCUUCUCUGUGCAUGUGUGGCGUUCUCUUUUCUCCCUGUCUCAACCAUUCUGCUCUUGUUGUGUGUUGGCGGAAGAGUCUGAUGAAGACAGGAUAAAGGUGAUUCUGACUAGUGGGGAAUUUCCCUAUUUUUCAUAACUGAGUUAAGCUCCUAGAAACUAUUAGGAGAACAGUUACACACUGCUUUCACUGAGAAAGUGUGGAAUAUGUCUUCACUAUUGGAAAACACUGAAGAAGGAACUGACAGGCGAGUUCGGCCUGAUGCUCAGUGCAAGGUUGUGUCCAUUCAUUCAGCAAAAUCCAGUGUCCUCGUGUUACACGCAGUAGGCCGUCGUUCCCCUAAGGUCGGGGGUAUGAUGGCACACAAGGCAGGAGUGGCUCCUUCCCUCGUGGAGUGUCACAGGAGGAGCAGACGCGCACAUGCAACUCAAGUAAGAGAAUGACUCAUUCUGGAAAGCUCUAAAAGGAAAGAAGGUUCUCUUUUCCCACUGCUGUGACGCAUGGCGGCCCCUUUCAGUUGCCAUUUAUCUCGUGCCAGACGCAGUACGGCCCUUACUGUUUACUGCCUGCGCCAACAGAAGAUGGAGUGGGAGAGUCGCCCAUGGCGCUUGUCUGCAAACACAUGUGCCAGACGGUGGGAGGGGGUGCGCCGGUGUCCUUCCUUACCAGUAAGCUCAUGUGGAUAUUUAGUCCUCACAGUGAAGCCAGUCCAAACUGAGAUGAGGUUUGAGAUGAGGUGCCAGUAUAAAACACACAGCAGACUGUGGGGGUGUACAAAGAAAGAGUGCAGAAUACCUCUGUUUUGUAUAUUGGUGAGACUAUAAUAUUUUGGUAUAGAUGGAGUAAAUAAAAUAUUCAAUUGG